Molecule: messenger RNA, 2895 nt
Organism: Octopus bimaculoides (California two-spot octopus)
Lineage: Eukaryota; Metazoa; Mollusca; Cephalopoda; Octopoda; Octopodidae
Product: endoribonuclease LACTB2
Cellular component (GO): mitochondrial matrix
Molecular function (GO): RNA endonuclease activity; single-stranded RNA binding
Source: RefSeq, a predicted model, not a curated record
AACAAGCAAAAAGGAUGCAGCUCGGAUAACGGACAGGGUCAACGACUAUUGAAAAGGUCGCAAGACGCAACGAAAAUUUUAGGGAAAAUAAAUAAGUAAAUGAGUGGAAACUUUACCGAUGUAUGUGUUUAAUAAGAAGGUACUAAAAGAGAACUACUCUUCCCAGACACAACAAAACAAACGAUAUGUAUAUCUCUCUCUCUGUAUAUCUAUACUCAUGGGAGACAACUCUAGAUGCAUUUCAGUCAAAAGUAAUCCUUUCAGAGCGGUCACGCUGUUUACAUCUGAUCCAAACAGGUCCAGUAAAAUGACUACGUUCAUCCCUAAAAUUGAGAAGCUUUCAUCAUGUGUCACACGUAUCCUUGGAUGCAAUCCAGGCCAUAUGACACUUCAGGGUACAAAUACAUAUUUAGUUGGUAAAGGAAAUAGCAAAAUACUGAUUGAUGCUGGCGAAGAGAAUAACUCUGAAUAUAUUUCACUGCUUCAGACAGAGCUGAAGACGAAUAAAUGGUUUAUUAGUGAUAUUAUCGUCACUCACUGGCAUGCUGACCAUGUUGGUGGUGUUGCUAAUAUUCUGCAAAAUGUACAAGAAGCUUCCUCUGCAAAAGUACAUAAAUUUCCAAAACUUCAACCUCCUGAAAGUUAUAUUGGUUCUGCUCCAUUGAACUUCAUCGAAGACAAGCAAGUGAUUUCUGCAGGAGGUGUAUCGGUGCAAGCAUUCCACACACCUGGACACACUGAAGACCAUAUAAUACUUCAACUGAAAGAAGAGGGAGUGGUUUUUUCAGGAGAUAAUGUCCUUGGUGAAGGAACUACAGUUAUGGAAGACCUACAUUCUUAUAUGAAAUCACUGCAGGUUAUCCUUGACUUAAAGCCGUCUGUUAUUUUUCCUGGUCAUGGUCCAGUGGUCUGUGAACCAAUACCAUUUGUAGAAAAUUAUAUUCAACACAGACAAGAGCGAGAAUCUCAAAUAUUAAACCAUUUGAAAGAAAACCAAGGAAAUAUGUUGACAGUUGAAGAAAUUAGAGAGAAAGUGUAUAAGGAUCUUGCAGCCUCUCUGCAUAAAGCUGCAGAGAACAACAUAAACUUACACCUUGGAAAACUUUUGAAAGAAAACAAAAUUAGUUUUGUUGAUGAUGGUGAUGUGAAAAAGUGGUCAAUGUUUAAAGAAAUCAAGCAUAGUUUGUAAUAUGAAUACAUACAGCAACAAAAAUAUUUCAAUCCGGUGUUUAAAGCUUAUAUUUAAAAUGAGUUUGAUAAUUUCUUCUGUUUGUUUGUCUGUCUGUGUCUCUGACGUAUGCAUGAAGGCACUUGCGUGAGAAUUAUCUCCCUUUGAAUCGUGUUUAUCGCUCUGAGAUGACGAACCUGUAAAUUGACAAUAACUAUUUUGUCUCUGAAUUCUGUUGUAGAAUGUUUCAUUAUCAAUGCGAAAGAUGGUAUCAUUCGUAUGAUAAAACAAAACGAAACGAAUUGUAACCAGUGAAAUACAUUGGAAAACUAAAUACAACACGAGAUAGUUUGGUCAAUACUAAUAUGAUUUUAUACUUUCGUAUUAGCAUUUCUCGAAUUUGUUAUAAGAAAUUCAAGUCCAAAUUAGUUCUUUAUGAACUUAGAAGCUUGUGUUAGUCUGCUGUUAAGAAGCCAAUUUGCUAUAUACAUGUUACUAUAUACAUGUUACUAUAUACAUGUUACUUAAUAUACGUGUUACUUAAUAUACGUGUUACUUAAUAUACAUGUUACUUAUAUACACAUGUACUUAUUUUGCAUGAAUAAAAGAAAACGAAUCAAUUUUAAUCAUCAGCUUUUUUAACCAAAUAUUCCACUUUUAUGCUUUAAUAUUUGUUGUCUUUUAAGGGAGCAAGCUGGCGGAAUUGUUAGCAUGCUGGGCAAAAUGCUUAGUGGCACUUCGUCCAUCUUUACGUUUGGAGUUCAAAUCCUGCUGAAGUCAACUUUGCCUUUCAUCUUUUCAGGAUCGAUAACAUAAGUACCAGUUGAACACUGGGGUCGCCAUAAUCCACUCAAACCCUCCCCUAAAAUAGCUGACCUUGUGUCAAAAUUUGAAACAAAUAUAUUUGUUGUCUUUGAGUUCAAAUUCCGCUGAGGUUGACUUUGUUUUUCAUCCUUCCAGGGUCAAUAAAAUAAAUACCAGUUAAGCAGUGGGGUUGAUUUAAUUGGGUUACCCCUUCACUGAACUUGCUGGCCUUGUGCCAAAAUUCGAGAUCUAUAUUUGUUGUCUAUUCAUUUUUUUUACCUUUUGGUACCAUAUCUGAUGGCACAUAAGACUCCCCCCCCCCACCUAAUGUCUCUAAAACAUCAACCUAGGUUUUAUAUCCGUAGUUAAACUCCUUCAUAAGCUUUAAUGCCCUAAAAACUUUUUUUUAAUCUGAAUAUGUGCUUCUGAAGUUGGUGCAUGUCUAAUAUCCUGUGUAUCUUUUAUGCAAUCAAAUAUUGCAGUUAGAAGACAUUAGCAAUGCAAAUUCCAUAAUAAUUCCAUGUUGAAUUUCUAUUAAUUUAUUUUUAUUCUUUAAAUAUUACAAGCAAAUUCUUUCACAAUGGUUCGAAAAUUGUAUUUCGUUUGCUAAUGUAUUUCACUAAUUCCUGACAUAACCAGUCUUGCAAAUAUUUGAGUAAACAUGAACUGUGAUGUUUAAGGUGCAAAACUGGCAACAAUUAACGAAUUGAGUGCAGCCAUUGAAUGAGAAUGCACACAAAUACUGAACGUAAUGUUUCUUGAUGUUUGCAAUUCUAUUGCUUUGUGUUAUCAGCAAUGCCUGGGCCAGAACAGUCAUAAGUUUGAAAACAGGCAUUCAUAAAAAAAAUAAGAUGAAAUUCUGUAAAUGUUUAUAUUAAAUUUUGAAAAUGAAAACUAUUUUAAUAAACACUGAUUAAAAAUCA